AUAAAUUUAAAUUUGAAAAAUACAAAACAAAACAAAAAAGAAAUAAUAAAAGGAUAGAGAAUCCUCCUUCUCAUUGUAUCAAGAAAAUAGAGUGAAAAGUAAGAAAAUGGCUGCCUCAUUGAUGGGAAGUAGCCAGCGCCUUGCCGCUCUGGCGCUCUGCCUUAUACUCCUCCUGGAUAUUACAAUGCCUAGUUUGGUUUUGGCCAAUAAGGCCAAAGGAGGAGGACGUGCACAAAAAGGUGGUGGGCAUAAAGGAGGCGGUGGUAGGCAUAAAGGAGGAAAAGGUGGUGGGCCUAAAGGAGGUGGUGUAGCUCCAAAUGUUCCUAAACCUAAUCCAAAUCCAGUUGGCGGUGGAAUUCCUAAUCCUAAUCCUGUGAUUCCUCCUAAUCCUAUUCCAGCUGCUGGUAGUGCUCCUGGGGUUGGCGGCGUUCCUGUUCCUGAAGCUGGGAAAGGCAUCAUAUACCACGGAGGGCCUCUGCUCACCGGGGACAUCAACCUCUCCAUCCUAUUUUACGGUCAGUUCACGGCCGAACAAAAGAACGUCGUCCGGAGUUUCCUCAGGUCCCUCGAGAACACCGAGAACGACCACAUAGCCGCCGUGCACAGGUGGUGGGACAUUGUCGAGGCCUACCAACUAUUCACCAAUAAGCCCGGCCUGGACCCCACCGCUACCCCACCAAGACUCCGGAUCAAAGUGGGCACUCAGCAGACUGACGACAAGUACACAGUGGGGAAGGUGUUGACCAUUGACUUCAUCAACUCCCUGUUCAAGAAGGCCGACUCCGGGAAGCCCAACACUCUUGUCGUACUCUUCACGGGGAGCCAAGUGACGGUGACAGGGCUGUGCAGAGGCAAAUGUUACGAGCACGGCUUGGUUGAUAACAAACCCUAUCUCAUCGUCGGCAACCCCGAAAUCGAGUGCCCCGGAGCUUGUGCCUGGCCCUUCAACAGGCUCGACUACGGCGUUCCAACCCAGGUCACCGUGAAGCCCCCCAACGGAAACGCCGGCAUUGAUGCCAUGCUCAUCAACUUCGCCUCCGGCUUGGCUGCUGCAGUCACCAACCCCUUCAAUACCGGAUUCUUCAAACCCGGACCCAAGGACGACCCCAUCGAGGCCGGCACCGCCUGCGAUAACAUCUUCGGAAGUGGCGCAGUCCCUGGCCAGACCGGAAAGCUUGAGCUCGACACCGCUUCGGGUGGAUCCUACAAUGCCAUUGGAGAGAAGGGUAUGAAGUUCAUGCUCCCCUCCGUGUGGAACCCACGCACCAACAACUGCUGGACCGCCCUGUAACUGUAAGUUAACCCAAAUGUGCUCGUCAUAAAUAUAUAACAAUAACAACUUAAAAUCAAAACCAGUUUUCCAGUUUUACAGCAGCUCACCGGCCCCCAUGCAUUCAUGCUGCUGGAUUGAUGCGGAAAAUAAUCCUUAUAGCAAUGCUUCAUCCAUGUAAUUUUCCCUUUUUGUUUAUCUUUUUUGUCUCCAUUGACAUGACCCCUCGUCAUCGUGCUAUGCAUGACGUCAUGUCUUAUAAUUUUCAGACAAUGAAAUUGAGAUUUUGUAAUCUAAUUAUCUCUUCAUUAA
Messenger RNA from Prunus avium (sweet cherry), 1582 nucleotides. The record is from RefSeq and is a predicted model, not a curated record. NCBI's taxonomy places the organism in Eukaryota, Viridiplantae, Streptophyta, Magnoliopsida, Rosales, Rosaceae.